UACUGCUUAAGUUCAUUUGUGUGUGAUGGCCUUAACAAUAGCGAGUUAAAAGAACGGUAAGACGUCGAGAUUGACAAAAAUUAUGUCCGGGAGAAAUGUAUAUAAUGUUACGGCGGAACAAGAAAAAAUUAUGCAUUGGAGAGACGCAAAACGAAAGAAAUUGCGUGAAAUGUAUUUGAGAGAUUCGAGUCACCCGACCAAAAGCCUUCUUUGUGACACAGGAAUAUACAGAUUUUCAUCAGCAAAUGCAACAGUAAUGAAAUAUUUUAUUCCUUCAGUAACAAAAUUUAUGGUUUAUAUUGGGUUAAGUGUUACUCUAGUUGCUUCAACUUAUAUUGGACUAGAGAAAACAAGAGGAAAGAAGGAACACAGUAUUCGUACUGGGCAAGUCAGUUAUGCUGAUAGAAUAGAUAAAUUUGUAUAAACUGAUUAUCUUUUAGUAGCAUAUAAGCACAAUCACAAUGUGUUUUACUAAAUAUUAAAUUAUGCUGGCAAAAUAAAUUACUGAAACUAA
Messenger RNA from Harpegnathos saltator (Jerdon's jumping ant), 514 nucleotides. It is a transcript of the gene ND-B15, whose product is annotated as NADH dehydrogenase (ubiquinone) B15 subunit. The transcript has 3 exons. NCBI's taxonomy places the organism in Eukaryota, Metazoa, Arthropoda, Insecta, Hymenoptera, Formicidae. Bases 83 to 424 code for a protein of 113 amino acids. Gene Ontology annotation, cellular component: respiratory chain complex I; mitochondrion. The record is from RefSeq and is a predicted model, not a curated record.